GCCUGGCGUGCCGCGGUGCGUGGAGUCGGGUGGACGCCGCGCACCUGUUGUUUGCAGGAGGCAGCCACCUUCGUCCGCUCUCGGCGGGCGGCGGCAAGAACGGCCGCUGUAGAGCCGACUCGGCAGUUGGCUGCGGGCGAGGACGGCGAGUGGCCGUGCGCGGGGGCCGGACCACCGCGGUACGGGGACGCGAUGGCGGCCGCGGAGCCCGCGAGCUCCGGCCAGCAGGCGCCGCCGGGGCAGGGGCAGGGCCAGAGGCCGCAGGCACAGCCUCCUCAACCGCAGCCCGCGCAACAGCAGCCGCCUCAGCAGCAGCUCGGGGGCAGCGGUAGUGGCAGCAGCAGGCACGAGAAGAGCCUGGGGCUGCUCACCACCAAGUUUGUGUCGCUGCUGCAGGAGGCCAAGGACGGCGUCCUCGAUCUCAAAGCGGCUGCAGAUACUCUGGCUGUAAGGCAAAAAAGAAGGAUAUAUGAUAUCACCAAUGUCUUGGAAGGAAUUGACCUGAUUGAAAAAAAGUCAAAAAAUAGCAUCCAAUGGAAAGGUGUAGGUGCUGGCUGUAAUACUAAAGAAGUCAUAGAUAGAUUAAGGUAUCUUAAAGCUGAAAUUGAAGAUCUAGAACUGAAGGAAAGAGAACUUGAUCAGCAGAAGUUAUGGCUACAGCAAAGCAUAAAAAAUGUGAUGGAUGACUCCAUUAAUAAUAGAUUUUCCUAUGUAACUCAUGAAGACAUCUGUAAUUGCUUUAAUGGUGACACACUUUUGGCCAUUCAAGCACCUUCUGGUACACAGCUGGAGGUACCUAUUCCAGAAAUGGGACAGAAUGGACAAAAGAAAUACCAGAUCAACCUAAAGAGUCAUUCAGGACCUAUCCACGUGCUGCUUAUUAAUAAAGAGUCCAGUUCCUCUAAGCCUGUGGUUUUUCCUGUUCCUCCACCUGAUGACCUCACACAACCCUCUUCUCAGCCCUCAACUCCCGUGACUCCGCAGAAACCCAACACGGCAACUCAAAAUCUGCCUGAGCAGCCUGUCUCUGAAAGAAGCCAGAGUCUUCAGCAGAUUCCAGCUACAGACAUAUCUUCAGGAUCUAUUAGUGGAGAUAUCAUUGAUGAAUUAAUGUCUUCUGAUGUGUUCCCUCUCUUACGGCUUUCUCCUACCCCAGCAGACGACUACAGCUUUAACUUAGAUGAUAAUGAAGGAGUCUGCGACCUGUUUGAUGUGCAGAUACUAAACUAUUAGAUUCCAUGGAAACUUGGGACUGUUAUCUACCUCUAACUGUAUAACAUUUAGGCUUCUCAAUAACCUAAGUAUUUAAAAUAAUGAAUGUAACACCUUUUUAGUUCACUGAUUCUGAAGUGUUCUUCCCUAAUACUUUCUUUUUUACUUCACAAAACUUCAACCAUAAAAAUAAAGGGCUGUUUCAGGAGAAAAAGUGAUUUAAUGCCAGUAUCUAUGCCCCCCAAAAUUUCUGUUUUUUUUUUUUUUAAUUAAUUCCUAUUCUGAAUCCUUCUGUUUUUCCCUCUUAUGAGAGGGAAGUUAAAGCAGACUUCAGGUCAUCAAAAGCAAAAAUGUUGGCCAAGGGCUCGUCACUUGUGUGUCUUACAUUUUUACUGCCACAAAAAUGUAUUUGUGUCCUUCCAAGCCAAUCUGACAUUCACUGCCACUUAUAAAGUGAAGGAUAUAAACUAGGACAUAUUAACUGUUUGUUUCAGUGAACAGAUUUUGUGAAGUGCCUUCUGUUCUAGCACUUUAAGUUGAUCACAUUUUGUUGACUUCUGACAUUCCACUUUCCUAGGUUAUAGGAAAGAUCUGUUUAUGUAGUUUGUUUUAAAAUGUGCCAAUGCCUGUACAUUAACAAGAUUUUUAAAAAUAAAGUUGUAUAAAACAUU
Molecule: messenger RNA, 1883 nt
Organism: Orycteropus afer afer
Lineage: Eukaryota; Metazoa; Chordata; Mammalia; Tubulidentata; Orycteropodidae
Gene: E2F5
Product: E2F transcription factor 5
Biological process (GO): regulation of transcription by RNA polymerase II
Cellular component (GO): RNA polymerase II transcription regulator complex
Molecular function (GO): protein dimerization activity; DNA-binding transcription factor activity, RNA polymerase II-specific; RNA polymerase II cis-regulatory region sequence-specific DNA binding
Source: RefSeq, a predicted model, not a curated record